AUGUACAGAGCGCUCUCGCCCAUUUUCGACGUCCCAGACCUGCCAACUCUCAGAAGAGUAAAGCCACUCCCGAAACGCAGACGGACAUCCGAGACGUCUCUCCACGGCGAUGCGAGCAACACCAUGCCCGGAAUCCCAGCUAUCCUUUCUGCUACCGACGAGCUGAUGGCGCACGCAGAUGCACUGACGGCGCAGAUGGCGCUGCAGUCAUACUACAUGCCUGUGCUCGGCGGCGUCCAGGACCUCUUCAAGGGCGAUCUGCACUCUGCGACAUCCACGCCGAUCGAUCUGGGUGGGAGCUUGUUCGGGCUGGCUGACUUUCGCAGUGCGCACGACGACGACGAGGAGCAGACGGGCGAUGGCGAUUAUGUCGACCACCUACAGCAGCCUGGGAAUACGAAGAAGAGGAAGGUCCCCGCGAACAUGUCGGGCUCAAUGCAUGGGCAUGACGCCGGCUCAGGUAACUCUGGCGCAGAGGACGAUCCGGCAGACCGCGGUAUCCCCAGCGGAGGCCGGCUGGACCGCGAUUAUGACACUAUCAACGUCCGCCCGCCGUCUUCGCCACUCGCGAUGCUCUCACAGCAGAGGAAGGGGCGGCUACCGAGAGCGACCCGUGCGGCGUUGCAGCACAAAGAGAUACUAAGGAGCCGGAAGCGUCAGUUGGCCUCGGUACUUGGGGCGUUGUCUCAUGGAGACACGCUGGCCUUGGACCAAGCUCUUUCUGCCAGUUACCCAUUCACACGUGUUGGCUGGGGCGGUGACUUCAAGGAUCCGCAGCCGCCAAGGGUCAGACUCUCUCGGCGGCGGGAGCCUCGUCUUGCUCGCGCGUUUCGUGCGUUUCGUGCUGCUCUACCCCCAGCGCCCGAUGAUCCCAAGGCCGUUAUAUCAUCGGACACCAAGUUUUCAUUCAUUUGCCACAGCGCGACCUCAGAUCGUCUCAUAGCGACGAAGGAGGAGGUCGCCGAGCUGCAUGCCCGUUUUGAAGCGGAACUCGCUCAACAGGCUGCCAAGGCCGCAGAGGCGGCAAAACAAGCGGCUGCGGCGCUCGGUGGGCCUCUUGUCAAGCGUGCGGAUCGCUCGAAGCAGGGUCGCGCGUUCGGACCCCGCAGUUCUGAUCCGAAGGCAGGGACUUUGGAACAGUCUCUGCUGGGAUCGAAAGACCGCGGGGGAAAGAAGAAGAAACGAUCCGCUCUCGCCAAUGCAUCGAACCCGCACCAUUUGCGCAACUACGUGCCUUCUCGCCUCCCGCACUCUGGACAAGCCAAUACGACACAGGCCGUACAAAAUGCCCAGAACCUCCUCAGCCCGAUUCCCCUGCGAUUCUUGUCUGCGGAUAUACCUCCAAGAAGGCGAAAGAAGUCUGACCACCCGGCCGUCCCGGUGUCGAUCCUGGCGAACCCUGCAGACGAGUGGAUCUGUCCGUUCUGUGAAUACAGCUUAUUUUAUGGCGACGACGCCGGGCUCGAGCGUGCGGUGAGGAAUCGCAAGAAGAUCCUGAGACGACGGCGCCGAGCCCGAGAGCGUGCGGCAGCAGCAGCGAGCGGCAGUGCGACGCUGAAGACAUCGGAGAAGGACGUCCCUGCUGAAGACGGGCACCCUGGAUUCGAAGCACCGGCCGCUGAGAGCGGGGUGACGGCAGCAGGAAAGCAGACGAAAUGGAAGGAGGAGAGGGGUCGCGGGGGGCACGGCAUUGCACAGGGAGCACUGGGAUGA
This is a messenger RNA of Fibroporia radiculosa, 1713 nucleotides long. RefSeq lists its product as uncharacterized. Lineage: Eukaryota; Fungi; Basidiomycota; Agaricomycetes; Polyporales; Fibroporiaceae. Bases 1 to 1713 code for a protein of 570 amino acids. The record is from RefSeq and is a predicted model, not a curated record. The transcript is spliced from 2 exons.